AUGCCUUCCAUCAGCGCAGCCGCAGACUCAUCUGCGGAAUUUUGGAAGAGAAACACAGCAGGGAUGGAAAUCAGUCGCCUCUCCCAUCUCACCCGUUCGUACGAAGGACAAGCACAGUGGAGGAGCUAUCCCCUCAACCCCAGCAUCGAGCUGCAGAGACUGGGCGCGUUUUGCGAGGCACACCGGACAUCGCUCCUGGUAAUUCUCCAGGCCGCGUGGGCCACGGUUCUGGGUCGGUUCCUUGCGACAGACACUGCAACUUUCGCCAGCUGCCUGGAAAAUGGCGAUGAGGCGAAGCACGGCGUUUGUAGUGCGAGUUGGUCGCAGGGCGCUACUACGCUGCAUGAGCUAUUAGAACAGCUUCAGCAGUGGCACGAGACUUCAUUUACGCACCAGGAUAUACCGUUAGCGGAGCUGGAACAGCUCUUGCAUGUGGUUCCAGAUACUGGAUUAAGGGUGAAGCAUAUUAGCUCACCCAGUACGUCUCUGUCUCUAUCGGGGCCAAGGCACAAUCGCGCAAUUGAGGUGGUCGCACAAGUCAGCCCAAUCUCGGUGCGAAUUUCCCUCGAGUAUAAUGCUUCUGCUCUGUCGUCCGUCUAUGCGCAGAGCAUUGCAGGCUCAUUGGAGAGGAGUCUGCAGGCGGUUGUGAACCGUGGCUCGACCCCUGUCACCCAGAUCGACCUUUGCAGUAAGGAAGAUAGGGAAUCGAUUUUCGACUGGAAUGCAUAUGUGCCAGUUACUAUCAGUGACUGUGUGCACACGCGCAUUGAGCGCAAGGCACUCGAACAGCCUCAUGCGCUUGCAGUCGCAGGCUCUGGAGGCGAUAUGACCUACCAGCAACUCAACAUGCAGGCUGAUAAUCUGGCUGCAUACCUCCAGGAACUGGGAGUCGGCGCGGAUUCGUACGUUGCACUCUGCUUCGAGAAAUCCACGUUGCCGAUUGUGGCCAUGUUGGCGGUCUUCAAAGCUGGCGGUGCUUACGUCGCUCUCAAUCCGGCCCAUCCUGUUAAACGCCAAGCAGUCAUUCUCAGCAAAAUCAAUGCGCAGGUCAUAUUGACCGGGCCUGGCUACGCCGGAACUUUUCCCGGCCUAGUCAAACACUCCGUCGAGGUCACGCAAGACUUGCUAGACCAGCUUGCCGCUGAGCGUCGCGCAACACGCCUCGUCCGGGCUGCUCGCCCUGAAACCCCGGCUGUCGUUGUCUUCACUUCAGGAAGUACCGGGGAGCCCAAGGGAAUUGUAGUGGAGCAUCGCGCUUUGGUUUCAAGUAUGAUCGGUCACGGCACGAUCAUGCGCCUGGACAGCUCUACGAGGGCUCUUCAGUUUGCGACCUAUACUUUCGACCUCAGCGUCGGAGAAAUUUUUAACACUCUGAUGCACGGUGGGUGCGUCUGCGUGCCUUCCGAAGAAGAACGACUGGAUGACCUUGAGGGCUUCAUCCGCCGCCUGGAAGUAAACUGGGCCCUUCUAACCCCCACCGUUCUGAACAUGAUGACCCCAGCAAACGUCCCCUCAGUGAGAACCAUCUCCACCGGAGGUGAACCCAUGAAACAAGAUAUAAUUCAAGCCUGGGCGGAUCACGUCCAGUUGAACAACAUGUACGGUCCCGCUGAAACCACAAUUCUCUGCGCCGGUCGUGCCGCGUUGAGCCCUGCCACUCCUGCCUCUAAUAUCGGCCAUGCUCUUGGAGCACGACAAUGGAUCACGAAUCCAAUGAACCCCAAUCAACUAUGCCCGAUUGGAGCGGUCGGAGAAGUCCUAAUUGAAGGACCGGGUUUGGCGCGCGGCUACCUUCAUGAUGAAGAGAAAACCAAUGCUGCCUUUGUAGGGAACCCAGACUGGCUACCUAAAGCUAGCCCUGCCCGUCGCUUCUACCGUUCAGCUGAUCUGGGGUUUCUCAGUCCCGAUGGAACCUUCAACAUCGUCGGCCGGAAAGAUACACAGGUGAAGAUAAACGGUCAACGUAUCGAGCUGGAGGAAGUCGAAUUCAAUAUCAAGAGCCUUUUAAACGCUGGUUGGCAGGCCGUGGUGGCUGAAGUCAUUAAGCCCAAAGGGUAUAAUGAUCAGUCGAUAUUGGGCGCGUUCAUUCAGUUUGAAGACGACGAGAACGAUGAAACUGAGCUGCUAGGCUAUAUAUCUGAAGGGCGACGACAGCAGCUCCGCCAACUCAAGGAGGACCUCGGUCUACAUCUUCCGGCCUACAUGACCCCCUCAGUGUUUGUCCCCAUGGCGCAUAUGCCAACUACUGCCCAUGGCAAACUGGAUCGGCGACGACUCAAGGACUUGGCUGCAGGCUUUUCCACAGAGGACCUUGUCUCGUUCUCUCUCGCGGGAAGCACCAAUACGGCCAAGCGCGAGCCUGUCACAGAAACUGAAAAGGCUGUAGCAAGUCUCUGGUCCCAGGUGCUCAAGAUCCCAUACGAGAGUUUUGGGUUAAACGAUAACUUCUUCCGGCUGGGAGGGGAUUCGAUCUCAGCUAUGAAGCUUUCCGCCGCCGCGCGGUCUACAGGAAUGAGCCUGACCGUGGCGAAGAUCUUCGGCCAUCCUACACUUGAAGCCAUGUCUCAAAUCGCCGUAGAGCUGUCACAUACUGAGAUUGGGUCAAUUAAGCCAUUUUCACUCAUUGAUGUUGAGAAUGCCUUCGAAUUCAUCGACCAGCUCACUCUGAAAUGGGGCCUGGACCGGUCAAGCAUUGAGGAUGCGUAUCCUGCAACCGCCUUACAAGAAGGUCUUAUGGCAAUUACCCAGGGAGAGCCCGGUACUUACAUCUACCAGAACGUCUACGAGCUGCCAGCGGAUAUUGACCUGGCCAAGUUCUGUGCUGCCUGGGAGUCUGUCGUCAACACCACCGAGAUCUUGCGCACCACCCUGCUUCCUACCGACACUGCGAGCACAUAUCAGGUUGUGAUCAAGCCGUCUUCCAUCGACUGGAAAUAUCCAGCCAGCGUGGAAGAGUACUUGAAAUCAGAUGCGCAGCAGACAAUGCUAUAUGGAGAGCCACUGGCCAGGUACGCUCUCGUUCCAGGCACCCCGGGCGGCUCAUUAUCGACAUUUAUCUGGACUGCUCAUCAUGCCCUGUAUGAUGGAUGGUCUCUGCCGCUUCUGUGGAAACGAGUAGAGGAGGCGUACAAGGGCAGUGGACUCUCACAUCAACCACAUGUUGCCCCUUUCAACAGAUUUAUUGCCCAUCUUCGAGACAUGGAUGCUGAGGCCACAUAUGCCUUUUGGGAAUCCUAUCUGUCCUCGUCAAAUCCCCCCAAGUUCCCGCAAUUGCCCUAUCAGACAUACAAACCUCGUGUCAACAACAUUCAUCAGCACGAGUUCAGCCUCACGGCCACUAGUCAGUCAUCAGGAAUCACAACCUCCACUCUCAUUCGGGCCGCCUGGUCCCUCCUCAUGAGCCAAUAUACAGAUGCAGGCGACGACAUUAUCAUAGGCGUUACCGUGGCUGGAAGAAAUGUUGAUGUUCCUGGCAUCUCCGAGAUGGCUGCGCCGAUGAUUACCACGGUCCCGGUCCGCGUACAGAUCGACCGCGAUGAGACGGUGACUGAGCUUCUGACCAGGGUCCAGACACAAACUGUUGAAAUGAUGCCCUUCGAGCACGCGGGAUUGCAAAACAUAGCCAAGAUUAACCGCGAGUGUCGUCUUGCGUGUGGGUUCCAGAAUCUGCUUGUUGUUCAGCCCGAGGAGGACGAAAGUACCUCUGGCUCCUUGGGCAUCAAGAAGAUUCAGUCUCCCGAGGUGGGGAUCUACACCUAUGCGCUGGUCAUUCAGUGUUUGCUGCGGGGAGAUAAGGUGGGAGUGCAAGUUGACUUUGAUGACCAAGUUCUGUCCUCAUGGCAGGUGGAGCGUAUCUGCUGCCAGCUCGAACAUCUCAUGGGAGUGCUCCGAGCCAGUCCCAACGUCAAGAUCGGUGACCUGAGCUUGGUGAGUCAGAAAGACUAUACUCAAAUCAUGAACUGGAACCACAAGCUUCCUGUCGUGGAGGAGCGCUGCGUACAUGAGAUCAUCCGUGGUCAGGUUUUAGCAACGCCUGACGCACCGGCGAUCUGCUCCUGGGAUGGGGAUUUCACCUACGCGGAAGUGGACCGGCUGUCGAGUCGCUUUGCUCGACAUCUGGUGAGCAUGGGUGUAGGGCCAGAGACAUUGGUUCCGCACUGCUUCAGCAAGUCUGCCUGGACGGUCAUUGCCAUGCUGGCCAUUAUCAAGGCCGGGGGUGCUUGCGUGGCCCUAGAUCCUGGACACCCAGUGGAUCGACUGCAGGCGAUCAUCAACGACGCGGAGGCUGCUUUGGUAGUGACUAUGCCAGAACAUAGUCAUUUAUUCAACGGGCUUGUUAACAAGGUUGUUGCUUUAAGUCCACAGUUUUUCGGGUCGGAUGAUGAUCUGCAAUCUUCUGAGACUCUACCUCCACGCGCAGGACAUAAGAACCCAGUCUUCGUAUUAUUUACUUCUGGAAGUACAGGAAAGCCGAAAGGUAUCGUCAUCGAGCACGGCAUGUUUGCCUCCAGUGCCGCCGCUCACAGCAAGGCCUUUGGCAUCACUGCCCAGUCGCGAGUCUUCCAAUUCGCUGCACACACAUUCGACGUCAGUGUCGGUGACAUUUUCACCUCGCUGAUGAAGGGUGCUUGUAUUUGUAUCCCGUCCGACCUCGAGCGCAUGAACAAUGUCGCCUCAGCCAUUAACCGUAUGAAGGCCAAUUACGCCUUCCUAACACCAACGGUGGCCAACUUGCUUCGCCCUGAGCAGGUUCCCACCCUUCGCACACUGACGCUUGGUGGAGAGGCCCCGACGAGAGAGAAUAUUCGGACUUGGGCGGAUAGUUUGAACUUGAUACUUUGCUACGGACCUGCAGAGUGUUCAGUUUACUGCUCGGCGAACCCGCCAGCAACCCAGCAGAGCAACCCCGCUGUCCUUGGACACGCCAUCGGCGGCCUGAUCUGGCUUGUUGACCCAGUCAAUCAUGAUAAGCUGACUCCUGUCGGCUGCGUGGGUGAAUUAGUCGUUCAAGGUGCAAUAGUUGCCCGCGGAUACCUGAAUGAACCGGAGAAGACGCAGUCAGCAUUCAUUCAAGAUCCAGCCUGGAUGCCUCAGACAUUUCCCAGGGAGUACCGACGCAUUUACAAGACCGGAGACCUAGCGCGCUUUAAUCCAGACGGGUCUCUCAGCUUCGUUGCGAGAAAAGACACUCAGGCCAAGGUCCGAGGUCAGCGUGUGGAAUUGGCAGAGAUCGAAGUCCACUUGUCCGAAAGUCCAGAGAUCCAACAUGCCAUGGUUGCUGUCCCUGCGGCGGGUCCUUAUAAGAGCAGACUUGUGUGCAUCCUGUCUUUACAGGAACUUGCUCAACGCAGCGAUGGCAUCUCCAGAGAUAGCAGCAGGGUCGCACUGAUUCAAGGGAGCAGCGACAGAUCUCACGCUGCUCAGACAGCUUCCGUGGUAGAGAACCGACUCGCAGAGAAGCUUCCGCCAUAUAUGAUACCAGCUGUGUGGAUUCCCUUAAAGAAGAUGCCGCUGAACCUUUCUGGGAAGAUUGAUCGGAAGCUGAUAAAAGGGUGGCUCGAGGAUGUGGACGAAGCCACGUACCAGUCUGUUGCCGCGAUGGCGGCAGCAGAAGGAACCAGCUUGCAGCAGCCCACCUCAGACAUAGAGAAGAAGGUGCAGGCCGCUUUCAGCGCAACCCUUAACAUCCCCGUGGAAUCAGUUGGCCUGAACACUUCCUUCCUCAGUGUUGGUGGUGACUCCAUCUCAGCCAUGCAGGUCAUGUCUCGCCUUCGCUCGCAGAAUCUUCGCAUCACUGUUCAGGAUAUAUUGAAGCUCCGCACGGUGGCUGCUCUUGCCGGACGAGCUCAAUACAUUGAGCAGUCUACAACAGAGAGCUCGGCGCCAGAAGCCGAAGUCAUCGACGAAUGGUUUGAGCUCGCUCCCAUUCAACAGCUGUUCUUCAGGAUGCAGCCGAAAGGGCAGAAUCAUUUUAACCAAAGCUUUGUUUUGAAGCUAGCCCAAGAUGUUCUACAGACGGAGCUUCAAAGAGCACUUGAAAUAGUUGUACAACACCACUCUAUGCUUCGAGCCCGGUUCGAACAGGUUGACGGAUCCUGGAGUCAGAAAAUCACCAACGAUGUUUCUGGAUCCUUUUUCAUGUUCCCUAGAGAAGAGGGUAGUCGGGAGAGAAUGAUGGCCCGGUUCCGCGAGGCUGAGACUCUCUUCGAUAUAAAAAGGGGCCCAAUGUUGACAGCCCAAAUCUGGGUUGCUCCCGAGAGCCAGUAUCUGUUCUUGGCGGCUCAUCAUCUGGUUAUUGAUCUGGUAUCGUGGCGAAUUAUCCUGCAGGAUUUGGAGGAUGUGCUUAGGACUGGCCGUAUCAACUCAACUCCCACUAUUUCCUUCCAGAAUUGGGCGAAGUUGCAACGCGAAUAUGUCUCCCAGCACUUGUCAAAACCAGACACCUGGGACCUUGAGGCACCCACAGGUGAUCUGGCCUACUGGAACAUGCAGGGAGAAGCCAAUAACUGGGGAGAUAUUGUCACUGAAUCCUUCACCAUCGAUUCUCAGAGGACCGCGCUGCUACUCGGAGACUGUAAUAUUCCGUUGCGCACAGAGCCGACUGAUAUCAUGGUAGCUGCACUGCUUCAUUCUUUCCGUCACGCGUUCUCUGACCGAAAUGUCCCUGCCGUCUACCUAGAAGGACAUGGCCGUGAACCCUGGACAUCGGCCAUUGAUGUCUCACGCACAGUGGGUUGGUUCACGACCAUGUAUCCCGUCAGCUACGAGACUCCCGAAGACAACUGGCUUGAUGCUGUCAAAAGAUUGAAGGACAGCCGACGAAAGAUUGCCCACAAUGGGUGGCGGUACUUUACUGCGCGAUCUCUUCUGGCCGGCGGGAUGCAGGAUAUGGAGGUUGUUUUCAAUUACCUCGGUCUUUACCAGCAACUGCAGAGAGUCGACGCCUUGUUUCAAGAGUCUUCUAUCACCGGAACUGAUUGUGUUGAGAUCAGCCCUCAGAUGCAGCGUUACUCUUUGUUUGAGAUCGCCGCCGGGGUCUCCAACGGGCGGAUGGAGUUCACUUUCGAGUAUAACAAGAAAAUGAGCCAUCGCGAUACAAUAAGUUCUUGGAUCAAUCAUUAUCGUCAAGUCCUCGAGACUGGUAUCGAUGAACUCAUGAGGCAGUCCGAAUUAAUUCCCACACUUAGCGAUUUCCCGCUCCUGAACUUGUCCUAUAAAGACUUGGAUAACCUGGCUACCUCCAUCCUACCUGAAGCUGGAGUCAAGUCGAUCGACGAGAUCGAGAGCCUUUCUCCUUGCUCGCCUAUGCAACUGGGUUUGUUGAUGAGUCAGUUGAAAUCCGAGGGUGCCUACGAGUUCUUCACCAUCAUGGAGGCCACUGCCCGCGAGGGAGUCGAUAGUGCACAGUUGGUUGCAGCCUGGCAACAGGUUAUUGACCGGCACCCGAUGCUACGGACCGUUUUCAUUAAAAGUGCUGUCCCAGACCGACCUUACGACCAGCUGGUGCUGAAAGAGUUGAGGGCGCAAGUGGUGGAGCUGCGUAGCGACGACCCUGUCCAUGCUUUACGCACAUUACCUCAGACAGCAAAGCUCCAUCAAUUAGCAAUCUGUCACUGUGAGAACGGUCGAAUGUUUUGCAAGUUGGAGAUCAACCAUGCCUUGAUCGAUGGGACAUCUAUGGCUAUCAUUGAGCGGGACUUGAAGCGCGCCUACAGCAAGAAACUCAGCAGCGUGCCCCCUCUUGCAUACGUCGACUACGUGAGCUUCCUCCAAGAAGCAAAGAGGGCCGAAUCGGUCAAUUUCUGGAACGAUUACCUCCAAGACGCUCAGCCCUGCCAGUUUCCCAUUCUUAAUGACGGCCGAGACCAAUCUCAGGCUCUGGAAUCGAUCAAUGUUGAGCUUCCCGGCUUGACAAAGGAGACACUGAGCGCCUUUUCCGAACGCUGGGGAUUCACCGUUGCUAACGUCGUUCAAACCGCGUGGGCCCUGGUUCUGCGCGCUUUUAUUGGAACAGACUCUGUCUGCUACGGGUAUCUGACCUCGGGCCGUGAUGCUCCUCUUGAUGGGAUCGAGGACUCCGUGGGUCCAUUCAUCAACAUGCUUGUUUGUCGCCUGAAGUUCGAUCCCCAUGAGCCGGCUCUGGUUGCUCUAAAAAACACCCAAGAUGGGUUCCUGAAGGCCAUGUCCCACCAGUACGUAUCCUUGGCAGAAAUGCAGCAUGCCUUGGGUGUGGCGGCGCAGGGAUUGUUCAAUACAGCGAUGUCGUUCCAGAGGUAUUCACCAGAAGAAUCGAUGGAUCUAAAUUUGAGGACAGUUUAUGAUUAUGACCCUACUGAGUUCAACAUCACCGUGAACGUCGCUACGCGAGAGGAAGGAUUGCAAAUUGACCUCACCUACUGGACGUCCAAGCUAUCAAGCGGGCAAGCAGUCCAUCUCGCUAAUACCUACAGUACUGUCAUCAUGGAGCUUCUUUCGAACCCUGAGACGGUCCUAGCCGAUGUAAACAUGCUCAGCCCUCUCGAUAGAGCAUCUCUACGAGAUUGGAAUAAGGAGCUGCCGUUUGCGGUAGACCGCUGCAUGCACGAAGUCAUCCAUCAGAAUGCCAGGAAACGUCCUCACGCUCUGGCUCUCGAGUCAUGGGAGGCUGCAUACACAUAUCGAGACCUUGACAGGGCAUCGUCUCGUCUUGCGCGACACUUGAUAAAGCAGGGAGUUUCGCCCGAUGACUGUAUCCCAUUGUGUUUUGAGAAAUCACUCUAUACAAUCAUUGCUCUUGUGGCAGUCCUGAAGGCUGGAGGAGGAUUCGUGCUUCUGGACCCCAAACAUCCGGAUGAUCGUCUCAAGGGCCUUCUCGAGGACAGCAAGGCGAAGUUCCUGAUUGUUUCACCACAAACCCAGGAUCGUUGCAAGGACCUUAUUUCAUCGUUGGUUGUCGUCUCACCCAAGAUACUGGAUGAGCUUCCUCACGCCGAUGAGGACGAUAUCCCUCCAUCAACAGCCGUAACCCCUGGGGACAUCAUGUAUGUUCAGUUUACUUCCGGCAGCACGGGAAAACCAAAGGGAGCCGUUGUGCACCACAGAGCAGCCUGCUCCUCCAUCGAGCACCACGGAAAAGUGAUGAACUACGGGCCGCACUCCCGCAUUUUCCAAUUCUCCUCGUAUACCUUCGACGCCAUCAUUCUCGAAGCAUUUACCACAUUAUAUCACGGUGGGUGCGUCUGUAUCCCGUCUGAGGAAGACCGAAUGAGCAGUAUGGUGCAAUCCAUGCGCGAGAUGAAGGUUAACAAUAUGUUCAUGACGCCCACACUUGCUCGCUUGUUUGGGCCCGCGGAUGUUCCGUCCCUGACGACUCUGAUGCUUGGUGGUGAACCGAUUCCACAGGAUAGUAUCAAUACGUGGAAGGACCACGUCGAUCUGAUUGGGGGGUAUGGACCGGCCGAAUGCUGCGUGUACUGCUGUUAUAAUCCGCUCAGCUCCAGCGGGUUCAAGCCGGAUGUUAUUGGAUACCCUGUCGGAGCCGUCUUGUGGAUUGUUGAGGCAGAUAACCAUGAUAGACUCGUGCCGGUUGGGGCUAUUGGUGAAAUCGUAGUCCAUGGGCAUACCGUUGGUCGAGGCUACUUGAACGACCCUACCAGAACCGCAGCAAGUUAUAUAUCAGCGCCAAGCUGGGUGGCCGAUUAUGGUUAUCCGGGUGAGCAGACUUUGUAUAAAACAGGUGAUCUGGGUCGAUACAAUUCCGACGGCACGUUAACAAUCGUGGGACGCAAGGAUACCCAGGUCAAGGUGAACGGACAGCGCAUUGAACUGGGAGAGGUCGAGCACUGUAUCAAAACAGAGUAUCCCCAGGUCCUGCAAGUGGCCGUUGAUGCACUCAAGCCCGAACAUGCCAACGGACGCCAAAUUUUGUCUGCAUUCCUCGAAUUCGAGGCCGUUGAGGGUAGCGAGGAAUUCCAGAACAAGAACAGCUUCCUUCGCGCCAUGAACGACAAGCUUCGAGAGACGAUGUUCGAGAUCGAGGCAAUCCUCGCCCAGCGCCUGCCACCGUAUAUGGUCCCCCAUUUGUGGUUUCCAUUGGUCACUAUGCCCAAGUCUGCAUCUGGCAAGACAGACCGGAAAGUGCUGAAGCAGCUCUGCAACGGCCUAUCCAAGACAGAGCUUCAGCAGUACUCCCUCGCGAGCGGCAGCAGGAAGGCUCUCGAGACACCAAUGGAAGAAACAAUUGCAGGUCUCUGGAAGGAUCUUUUCGGGGUGUCUGACAUCGGUUCCAAUGACAACUUCUUCCGGGUAGGCGGAGAUUCGAUUGAAGCCAUGAAGCUGGCUGCCGCUGCCCGUGCGCAGGGCUUGUCCCUCUCAGUUGCGGAUAUCUUCAAUUACCCCAAGCUUGAUGACAUGGCAAGAAUUGUGGUUGCAGCUUACGGUGCGUCUGCCGUGGCGCACAAGUACGAUGCACCUUUCAGCCUGGUAGGUGGCGAGGAAAGUGCACGCUCGAUUGUCCAAAAGCAUAUUCCACAUGUGCAGAUUGAUCUAGUUGAGGAUGUCUACCCUUCCACCUCCCUGCAGGAAGGGCUCCUUGCGUUGACUAGCAGUCAUUCCAGUGCGUAUGUCCUCCAAGCACCUUUCUUGCUACCGCCCAAUAUUGACCUGGACCGUUUCCGCGACGCCUGGGCAAAGGUUGUUGAGGCAAAUGCCAUUCUCCGUACCGUGAUUAUCUCCACUGAGACCCAGGGUACCUGCCAGGUUACCUUGAGACAGUCCAUUGAGUGGUCACAAGCGUCGACACUUGAAGAAUACCUGGCGCAGGAUAGAGAAAGGCCUAUGGGCUACGGAACAGCGCUAAGCCGGUAUGGCCUGACAUUAGACGGAUACUUUGUCUGGACAGCUCACCACUCCAUCUAUGAUGGUUGGAGUUUCGCACUGAUGCUGGACGAGGUCGAGAAGAGAUACAAGGAUGAGUCGGUAGUUUCUCGUCCUCUCUUUGCUGAAUAUAUUCGAUUCCUGCAGCGGCAACAGGGCAAGACCGAUGCAACUGCAUUUUGGAAGUCGCAGCUACAAGAUGCUUCCUCGUCAAGUGUAUUCCCACAGCUUCCAAGCUCUCUCUACGAGGUGGACGUAGACCGCACCUUCAAGUACAGCUUCCCUUUCAGUACCAAGUCCACUGUGACGGCAUCGACCCUCCUUUCAGCCGCUUGGGGAUUGACGAUUGGCCGUCUAACCAACUCAUCGGAGGUGAUUUAUGGCUCAACUCGCAGCGGCCGGAAUAUUGACCUCGCUCAGGCCACUGAGCUUAUGGGGCCAACAAUUGCCACUGUUCCCAUCCGCAUCAGCAUUGACACAUCGAUGUCAAUAGAGGAUUUCCUUGCCGCUGUCCAGAACCAAGCGACAGCAGCCAUUCCAUAUGAGCAUUUGGGGCUGCAGAAUAUUAGCAAGAUCAGCCCUGCGUGCAAAGCCGCAUGCGACUUUCAGAACCUGUUUGUCGUUCAGCCAGCGGUGAUCAGUGAUUCCACAAUCCUCGGUAUGAAGCGCGUAGAAAUUCCAACCAAGGGAUUGCACACCUACGCUCUAAACGUCGAGUGUAUCCUCACCGAGGAAGGAACGGCGACACUGAACUUUGAAUACGACGGUAAGGUCAUGCAGGAUUAUCAAAUUCAGAGGCUUGCUGGCCAGUUCCAUCACGUUGUCUGUCAGCUGUGCGAGAAUGAAGACGGCCGGUUGAAGGUCGGUGAUGUUGACGCCUUCAGUCUGGACGAUGAGAAGCAACUUCGUCAGUGGAAUGCGAGAUUGAAAUCAUUCCCCGAAAUCACCAGGUGCGCGCAUGAUCUUGUUUCUGAACGAGCUCGCCUUCAUCCGGAUUUAUUAGCUGUUACGCAGUCGGAUGGGACGAGUUUGACAUACGACGAGCUUGAGGAGUUGUCUACCUUGUUUGCUCGUCACCUGUCUACUCUCAAAAUUGGACCAGGCAGGAUUGUGCCUAUUUGUCUGAAGAAGGCCGUCUGGGUCGUGGUAAGCAUACUAGGAGUCCUCAAGACUGGUGCAGCGUUUGUCUGCUUGGACCCUUCCUCUCCCUCAAGCCGCAUGCAUAGCAUAAUCGAAGAGGUGGAGUCAGAGAUCGUCAUUGUCGACCCAGAAACUAAGCCUAUAUUUAACAACCAUCUUCAAACGCUGGAGAUAGGAGCGAAGUCUCUCGACUGGAUUCGCAGUGCGAAUGCCAGCGACAUGAUCUUCGAGGUCCACAGAAACCCGCGCGAUCUGAUGUACGUGAUCUUUACGUCCGGAAGUACCGGUAAGCCCAAGGGCGUCAUGAUCGAGCAUGCCUCUGCCUGUUCAUCAUUUACCUAUCAAGGCCAAGAGUUUGGCUACGACCAUGAAUCACGAGUGCUUCAGUUCAGCGCCUUGACAUUCGACGCCUCGCUCAUGGAGAUCUUCACCACGCUCUGCGCAGGCGGUUGCGUGUGUUUCCCUACCGAAGAGGAAAAGCAAGGAGACAUUGUACGCGCUAUCAACAACUUACGCGUGAACUCGGUCAUGCUCACACCCACUGUACUCCGCAUGAUCCAGCCAGAGGAUAUUCCCAUGGUCAAGCAUGUGGUGACGGGGGGCGAAGCCGUGAGCCAUGAUAUCGUGCAAACAUGGAGUAGCAAGGUUAUCCUCAAGGGCGUCUACGGCCCUACAGAAACCUCUAUGAUUUGUAUCACGGCAGACCUUGUUCCCGGUAGUUCUCCAGCAAAUAUUGGUGUUCCCCUGGGCUGCCGCAGCUGGAUCACACUCCCUGACGACCACAACCAUCUGGCACCUAUCGGGUCUGUUGGUGAACUGCUCAUCCAAGGACCUAUUGUCGGGCGCGGGUAUUACAAGAACCAAAAACAGACACAGGAUGUGUUUAUUGAGAAUCCUCUCUGGCUGCAGAAACGGUUUGGCGAGACUGGCGGCGGCCGGCUCUACAAGACUGGAGAUUUGGUCUACUACGCGCAAAACGGUGACCUCAUGAUCGUGGGUAGAAAGGACUCCCAGGUCAAACUCCACGGGCAACGCAUUGAACUGGGAGAAAUUGACCACAAGAUGUGGUCUCAUCCUGCCGUCAGACAGUCGUCGGUCGUGCUGCCCAGUCAAGGCCCAUUGAAGAACCGCCUUGUCGCAGUGCUCACUCUCGAUGGCACUGAAGAACGAAUCACCACACCCCACGUCCUAUGCCCCUUGUCUGAGGAAUGGAAGCAGUACGCCAACUCACGGAUCGCGAGCAUUCGCCAAGCGCUACGAGAAAGCCUUCCCUCUUACAUGGUUCCUACUGUCUUCGUGGCUGUGGAGAAGAUGCCGAGACAAACUUCGGGUAAGACUGACAUCAAGCGCGUGAAAAAAUGGGUCAAUGAGCUGGAUGAGCAGACUGCUGAGCAAGCUCUUGAUAUCGAGACGACAGCGCCUGGGCUCACAGUUCCUGGUAGUGAGGCGGAGAAGGUGAUACAAGGAGCAGUCUCCAAAGUCUUGAAUAUCCCUGCCGAGAAGAUUGCCUUGAACCGAUCGUUUAUUAGCCUCGGCGGGGAUUCGAUCACAGCAAUCAAGCUAAUGAAUCAACUGCGAGAUGCAGGGGUGAAUUUUUCAAUCAAGGAACUGCUCCGCGCUGGGUCAAUCGGUGAACUCGCCGGCCGAGUUACAUCCAUCAGUGAGGGCGAGAAUGUGAACCCGCUAUUAUCCCUUGUCUCCCAGAAGAAAGAGAAGAAAUACUCACUUCUGCGCCUCGGGGACGCUGAAAUAGAGGCACUGCUCGCACAGCGUCUUGCUACUAUCGGUCUUACCGAUUUGACUCGGGUCGAGGACGUCUAUCCUUGCUCUCCUCUACAAGAAGGUCUUCUCGUCGCACAAACCAAGGGCGUAGGAAGUUACGACGUGUACAACAUCUACGAAGUGACCACCUCAAAGAACGCAUCAGUCUCGGUCAACCCUCAUGUACUUGCCAAAGCCUGGAAAGAAGUUGUUCGUCGGCAUCAAAUUCUGCGAACAAUCUUUAUACAGGGUCUUGAAGAAAGCACUGCAUUUAACCAGGUCGUCCUACGCGAGGUGCACAAUGCCCCCUUUGUCAUCGAGGAUGUCAAGAGCAAUGAUGCCAAAGCCCUAUUGCAGAACCUUGCCACUCCAGAGUACCCAGCCUUCGAGCCUUGGCAUAGCGUGACGAUCUGCUCCGACGCCAAUGGGACUGUUUGUUGUGGUAUCCGGAUGCACCACGGCUUAUUUGAUGCGUCUUCCAUGGAUAUCAUUCUGCGUGAGGUUGCUCAGGCUUAUAAUCAGAGACUUUCCACUCCAGCACCCUUGUACCGGGAUUACAUCUCAUACCUGCAGGGACUACAGCAAGGGGGCAAUGAUGGCCUCGCAUACUGGCAGGAAUACCUCAAAGACCUCGAGCCAUGCUACUUCCCCAGCAUCAACGAGGAGGCCCUAGGCACAAGAACACCGCAAUCACUCCAAUUCAACGUCCCGGGCCUGUCCCGAAUUCUGUUGUUCUCGGCCAGAAAGAACGUCACCGUCUCCACCAUCCUCCAGACAGCAUGGGCACUGGUCCUGCGCCACUACACAAGCACCGAAGAAAUCUGCUUUGGAUAUUUGUCACACGGGAGAGAUAUCCCGCUAGACGGGAUUGACAAUAUCGUCGGGCCUAUGAUCAAUAUGAUGGUUCUCCGUGUGAUUUUGUCGGGCGAUAGAACGUUAACUGAUAUCCUUGAGGGCACUCGCGACGAUGUCCUGAAUAGUCUGCCGCACCAGCAUACUUCGCUGGCGGAGAUUCACCAUGCCCUUGAUCUUCAAGGCCGAUCAGCAUUCAAUACUACUCUUUCUUUUGCAUCUGCCGCUGCAGAUGCCGAGAAUUACGACGGGAUCGCUUUCAAGAACCUCUCCGGUAGUGGUUCUACUGAGUAUGAUAUUGCCGUCAACGCGUCCGUCGUAGGCGAAGAUCUCCAAAUCCACUUUAGCUACUGGUCUUCAGCUCUUUCACCGCAGCAGGCCACGGCAGUCGCUCAAGCAUUUACGAACUUCAUGGACAUCCUAACCGACUCCUCAGACCUACCCCUGCGCGACAUCGACUUCACCAGUGCAGCAAUGAGAGCCCAACUUCUUCGCUGGAACGCCACCCCGUACGCCCCAGUUCACACUACCGUCCACGAACUCUUCCACCGUACUGCUCUACGGUACCCUGAAAACCAGGCAAUUUGCUCCACGGACGGUAGCUUCACCUACAGCGAGCUAGACAAUCUCACUACACGCUUCGCAUCCUUCCUACGUGAGAAGGGUGUGGGUCCAGAGGUCCUGGUUCCGGUGUGCUUUAACAAGUCCUGCUGGACUAUUGUUUCUAUGUUGAGUAUCCUGAAAGCAGGGGGUGCUUGUGUACCACUUGAUCCAUCGCAUCCACCGGCUCGUAUCCAGGAAGUUUCUUCCCGCUGUGAAGCAAAACUAAUCCUUGCUGCACCGCACCUUGUUGAUAGGUUGCCUGAUUGUAACGCAACUGUCAUUUCUGUCACCGACGGAUUGAUGCAGGGCCUGCCCAAUCUGCCGUCGAAUUUUCAGAUCGACCUUGCAAAGCCUGCAAAUGCAGCAUUUGUGCCAUUCACCUCGGGAAGUACAGGUCUACCAAAAGGUAUCAUCCUGGACCAUAUGGGACUCUGUACGAUGUUCGAAGCAAACGCAUCGGUCGUGGGAAUCGAUCAUAACACUCGCACCUUCCAGUAUGCAGCAUAUACCUUCGACGUCAGCAUCGCGGAGACAUAUAUCACGUUAACACAAGGCGGGUGCGUCUGCGUUCCCACUGAUGCAGAACGAAUGAACGACAUUGCGGGCGCAAUAACUCGUCUACAAGCAAACUGGACCUUCCUGACACCCUCUGUUGCUUCGCUACUGAACCCUAUCGACGUCCCGACGCUAAAGACACUGACCCUGGGAGGAGAAGCAAUCUCUCGGGACCUGCAUAGCACCUGGGCUGAUAAAGUCCGACUGAUCAACAGUUACGGCCCGGCGGAGUGUUCCAUCUGGACGAGCAACCAGCGGCUCUUUCCCGACAGCUCCUGCGCUGAUAUCGGUGCGGGUAUCACCUGUCACUUGUGGGUUACAGAGCCCGAUAAUCAUGAUCGACUGGUUCCUAUUGGGUGUGUCGGAGAGCUUGUUGUGCAAGGACCAAACCUGGCGAGGGGAUAUCUCAAGGACGAAGAGAAAACCGCGGCAACCUAUAUUGAUACGCCAGCCUGGCUGCGCAACGAUACGAGAUCCAUUGCUAAGCGUGUUUACAAAACCGGUGACUUGGUCAGACACUGUGCUGAUGGGCACCUGGAGUUCGUCGGACGCAAAGAUACGCAGAUCAAGUUCCACGGGCAAAGGGUUGAAAUUGGCGAAGUCGAAUAUCAGUUGCGCGCUCGACUGCCCAAAAACACGCAGGUCGCAGUCGAAAUGAUCAAGCCGCUCAGUCAGGACGGUAGACAGACCUUGGCUGGAUUCAUCACGACAGAGGGGGGCAGUGGCCACGAGAAUAAGGGCAGCCCAUCUUUGAAGGGUUCAUCGGGUGACCCGGUCUCGUUAUUAAGAGACCCGGACGAGACCUUCAAGAACAUUGUCCGCAAACUUGAGCACCAGCUAGCCGAGACCUUGCCUUCGUAUAUGAUCCCAUCAGUCUUCAUCAGCAUGCUCAACAUCCCCCGCAACACCUCGAUGAAGAUCGACAGAAAGGCCCUUCGCACUCUGGGAGCCAAUCUAACCCGUGAGCAGAUCGCUACUUAUUCCUUCGUGCAAGGCGACAAACGGGCUCCUCGAACAGCGAUGGAGAAGCGGCUGCAGGAAUGCUGGGCCUCUGUCCUGAAGAUCAGCCCCGAGUCCAUCGGUGCGGAUGACAGCUUUUUCCGAAUCGGUGGUGACUCUAUAGGCGCGAUGCAACUAGUCUCUGCGGCACGCAAGACAGGUCUCUCAAUCACUGUUGGCGAUAUCUUCCAGCACCAGAAGCUCAGUCAAAUGGCCAAUAUCGUCGCGAGAAACGCCGCUGCGACUACAGAGGAGAUCUCCAUCAAGCCAUUCUCUCUACUGCCCAAACAGAGACCAGACGAGGAUCUUGUUGAGCUCGCAGCAUUUAAGGUCGGAAUAGAUCGCACUCUCUUGCAAGAUGUCUACCCUUGUACUCCACUGCAGGAGGGUCUAAUAUCUCUCACUGCCCGAGACCAUGGUCUUUACACCUUGCAGGCAGUAUACAGGCUACCGGAAAUGAUCAAUAUCCAGGAAUUCCAACUCGCUUGGUUGGCCGUCACAGAGGAACUAGACAUCCUGCGUACCAGAAUUGUCGACCUGGGUCAUCUGGGUUCUUACCAGGUCGUUAUUAGCCCAGUCAUCAGCCAAAUGCGCUGGGUGUACGGUAACAGUCUGUCUACAUACCUACGCGAAGAUAAAGAAAUACCCGUCGGCUACGGAAAGCCACUGGCUAGAUAUGCCAUUAUUGAGGAAGAAGAGGAGGGAGAACAGAAAAAAUACUUUGUGUGGACUGCGCAUCAUUCCAUUUACGACGGGUGGUCUCUUGGUCUGAUGAUGGAUCUAGUUGAGAAGAAGUACCUGAAAACGUCAACCAUCCCCAGCCCACCUUUUAACAAAUUCAUCCACUGGCUCACAAAUCUGGACAAGGCUGCCACGCGGCAAUACUGGAAAUCGACGUUUGAGGCUUGCUCCGCACCCCAGUUCCCGUCUGUUCCUCAGCAUUACCGAACAAAGGCCAAGGCAGCCAUGACAUACUCGAUCCGUCUGCCCCAGAAAAUAGAUUCCGAGAUCACUGUGCCGACGAUCUUGCGAACAGCAUGGGCGCUUAACAUCUCUCAAUACACGCGCUCCGACGAUGUCGUCUUCGGCAUGACGCAGACGGGCCGCAACGCUCCUAUCCCUGGGGUGACUGAGAUCGUCGCGCCCCUGAUCACCACGGUGCCAGUGCGGGUGGUAUUCAACAGAUCGCAAACAGUCGGGAAUGUUCUUCAGGAGGUCCAGAACCAGAUGGUCGCCAUGAUUCCCCAUGAACACGUCGGCCUGCAGAAUAUCAGCAAGUUUAGCGCGGAGUGUCAGGCGGCAAGCAAAUUUGAAAAUCUCCUCCUCAUCCAGACUCAACAGGAUCAGAUGGUCUCGCCAAUCGGUCUUGAACGAAUCCCGGUGACAGACCUCGACAUUCCGGCCUUUGGCAUCGUCGCUGAAUGUGAAGUUGCCGAUGGGCAGGUUCUGGUCUCGGUUGGCUACGAUAGUACCGUGGUCUCUGAGAAGCAAAUGACCAAUAUCUUGCGCCAGUUCGACUUCCUUGUCAACCAGAUCGGCAGCGAAAGUGCACGUAACACGCCGCUCGUGGAGAUGCACCUACUGGGUGAUAACGAGAUCAAGAUGCUCGAAGCGCUCAACCAGUCGCCCGAUGACCGUGUCUCCCGUCUGGCCCAUGAGCUGAUCCACGAGCGCGCGGUUCUUCAGCCAGAGGCAAUCGCCAUUGAUUCCCAGGAGGUUCAGCUUAGCUACGGCGAACUGGAUGACCUCUCCACUCGCCUUGCUUACUUCUUGAUCGAUCUGGGCACCGGCCCUGAUAAAGUCAUCCCACUUUUCUUCCGACGCUCUCCGUGGGCGAUGGUCGCCAUGCUAGGAGUGAUCAAAUCCGGUAGUGCGUUUGUUUUCCUUGACCCCGGUCAUCCCAUUGAUCGACUUGAGUUUGUCGUGCAGCAGAUCGACGCCAAGUUGGUCCUUACGUCGCCGGACCUAGAAUCAACCUGGAGGGAGAAGCUCGCCGUCUUCUGCGUCAGCCCCUCAGCGCUCCAGUCUCUUCCUCGCCUCCAUGAUGGAAACCUGCCGGUGACUGCAGUGACUCCUCAGAAUAUCUUGUACUGCAUCUUCACCUCCGGCAGCACAGGCCGACCAAGAGGAUGCGUGAUCGAACACUCCAAUUUCCUCAGCGGCGCUGUCCACCACGCGCGCAGGUCUCGUAUUUCCGAAUCCACGCGGAUCAUGCAGAUCGCUCCAUACACCUUUGAUGUUAGUAUCCUGGAGAUGCUCACAGGCCUGAUCGGUGGCGGCUGCAUCUGCCUGCCCCGAGACUAUCACCAGGGUGCGCGGGUGGCAGACAUUAUCAACGAUCUCAAUAUCAACUGGACUUUCCUGACUCCGUCUGUCGCCCGUACGAUUGUUCCUUCAGAAGUACCAAGCCUACAGACCCUGAUUCUUGGUGGGGAGGCACUUGCCAAGGUCGACAUUCAGACCUGGGCUGGCAAGCUUCACCUCCAUAACGGCUACGGACCAAGUGAAUGCUCUGUGGCUGUUGCCUCGAACGAAGUCCGCGAUCCAACUAUUGAUCCAGCCAACAUCGGAUCGAAGAUGGGCUGCAAUAUCUGGGUUGUUGACGCGGAAAACCAUGACAUUCUCCUGCCCAUCGGCGCAGUGGGCGAGCUGCUCGUUGAGGGAGCCAUAGUCGGUCGAGGUUAUCUCCAAGAGCCUGAAAAGACUGCAGCUGCGUUCAUCCAGGAUCCUGCUUGGGUGCAUUACCUGCCCAACACCAAGAGCUCAGAACGCCGCCGGUUCUACAAGACGGGAGAUCUUGUCCGACUGAAUGCUGACGGUACAAUCCACUUCAUCGGCCGCAAGGACACCCAAAUCAAGCUUCGUGGUCUGCGCAUCGAGAUGGGAGAGAUCGAGCAUCACGCCAGUACAUACCGAGCAAUCAGGCACGCCGUUGUCGCCGUUCCACGCGCCGGGCGCAUGAAAGAGUCUAUUGUCGUCGUAUACACACUUAACGCUUACGACGACUCGAACGAACAACAGUCCGACCUGCGACCUUUAUCAAACACCGAUUUAGAAACUAGCCAGAUGUCUCCCGCGCAGCUCCGAAAGCACCUCGCAACCCAUCUUCCCCCUUACAUGGUCCCUCAAACCUACAUUGGUGUUGCCAGGCUGCCUCUCCUGGCCUCUGGCAAGAUCGACCGCCCCAAGCUUCAAAGGUGGUUGGAGAACAUGGACGAUGCAACCAGUGAACUAAUCGCCGCUCAAGUCGGCAAGACUGCUACUCACGAAGCAGGCCCUAUUGACCCGGCCGACAAGCUGGCUCUCGCCCUGAGCGAGCCCAUCAGCCGACUGUUGGCUGGCGAUGACGAAGCCUACCUUGAAACCCUAAAAGGCCGCAAUAUCGUCCUCUCCCAAAGCGGACUCAACUCCAUCACCGUGGUCUCUAUGCGGGCGAUGAUCCGCGACAAAUUCAAUGCAGACGUAUCCAUUGAUCGCCUCAUGGAAAGCACCGUCACGAUCCAGGACGUCGCGCGCAUGAUCGAGCACGGUAAUACUGCCGCCGGUACCGACAAGCAAGAAUCCGCACCACAACUUGAUCUCCUCGCAGAGGUAGAUCGCAUGAUGAACUCCCUCAUUACCGAGGCGUCCCCCGACGUGCAGACUCUCAGCCAGCCAACGCCCCGGGCGGAGCGAAUCCUCCUCACCGGUGCCACUGGGUUCCUCGGCACUGAGAUCCUUCGACAGCUUCUGUCCAACCCAGCGAGCACUCGCACCGUGGUCGCAAUUGUCCGCGCACGGGACCAGGACCAUGCAAUGGAGAGGAUCGUCUCUUCCGCCAAAGCAGCACAGUGGUGGCAAGAGGAGUACCGGUCCCGGAUUACACCCUGGGUAGGCGAUCUCGCGGCACCGCGUCUUGGACUCAGCGAGAGCCAAUGGUCCACAGUCGAGGGCCGUGACCAUCCUGGAUCUGAGUCUGGGUCCACUGCAGGUCCUGCAGAACCACGGAUAGACGCAAUCAUCCACAACGGAGCCCUAGUCCACUGGGGGGCCGACUACCACCGGCUGCGCGAUGUCAACGUGUCCAGCGUCGUCUCGCUGCUCGCAGCGCUAACACGCUCUCAAGCACCCCCAACCUUGACCUUCGUAUCCGGUGGCCACGUACAACUAGACGACAACGAAACUACCGAUGAGGAAAUGGCUGCCGUGCUCGCCCACUCAACGGGCUACGGGCAAUCCAAGUUCGUCGCCGACCUCGUGGUUAAGCGCUUCGCGGCGCGGUACUCAACGUCUGCCGUCUCGAUCGUGAAACCUGGACUGAUUCUGGGAACCGCGCAAUCUGGGGUGUCCAACACAGACGAUUUCUUCUGGCGCGUUGUAGCGACUGCUGUGGAGAUCGGCGGGUUCAAUGCCGAGGAACCAGAGAAUGUCAUCCUGCUUGCUGGCGCACAGCAGGUCGCUUCCAUCGUGACCGAUAAGCUGCAGUUGAACCUGAACCCGGCACGCAGCCGGUCCGGGAUCCCGUCCGUUGAGACCAAGGUCCGUCUAGCAAUAACAACGCAGGAGCUCUGGCACAUGCUCAGUGACGAAUUUGGGUAUCCGAUGCGCGGUAUGGGACCGGCAGAGUGGUUGGACGCUAUGCGGGCUGCAGUGCAUGCGCAAGGCGAGUCGCAUCGUCUCUGGCCUGUACUGCAUUUCCUGGAAGCCGGUGGUGGGUAUAUGGGCCUACCUGUAGGAGGUUGCCAGUUGCAGGGAGCAACGGGAGCGGAUCAAGAGUCGGAAAAAGAAGAGUUACUGGCGUCACUGAGGAAGAGUAUCAGCUAUAUGCGCCAGAUUGGCUAUCUUCAGAGUGAUGCGCCACACGCUGUGGAUAAGGUAGUGUUUGGGCGCCGCAAUGUUUAGUUGGAUGAGAUGUCUUUGUCUGUUUGUUUGUAUAUAAUCAAUGGUCUUUUGUUUCUGCUGUUAUUAACAAUUGGGCUCUAGUUGUAUGUGGUUUUUUUUCCCUGAGUUUUUAUCAAUGGAGUUACCAUAGUUA
This is a messenger RNA of Aspergillus nidulans FGSC A4, 21778 nucleotides long. RefSeq lists its product as uncharacterized. The transcript is spliced from 4 exons. NCBI's taxonomy places the organism in Eukaryota, Fungi, Ascomycota, Eurotiomycetes, Eurotiales, Aspergillaceae. The coding region runs from base 1 to 21645 and encodes 7214 amino acids. The record is from RefSeq and is a predicted model, not a curated record.